Molecule: messenger RNA, 549 nt
Organism: Phlebotomus argentipes
Lineage: Eukaryota; Metazoa; Arthropoda; Insecta; Diptera; Psychodidae
Product: protein PBDC1
Exons: 3
Coding region: 94-549 (151 amino acids)
Cellular component (GO): cytoplasm
Source: RefSeq, a predicted model, not a curated record
UUACUCUGCACUUGUCAGGUGUUCAUCAUAUCGAAGAGGACUUUCGAAGACACCAUCUCAGCCGGGUGGUUUCAUUGUCACUUAACCUUUAAAAUGGACGUCCUCUCGCGACCAGCCUCAGAGUUUGAGAAUGACCACAGCCUCGAGCUUCUCUGGGCCGAGAAGGCAUACGAACACGCCGAAGUAUACUUCAACAUGCUUUGCAGUGUGGAUCCCCGCUACCUGAAUCUCACGCCACACGACGACGUGAUUUACCGGACGUUUCGGAAAGAAUUUCCGGACUUUGAUGUGGCCGAAGUGAACGAGGAUGAGCUCAAAAGCACAGCGGAGAAGGCAAAGUGGAGGAUUUUCAUAGAGAAGUUUAACAAACUGGAGAAUUUCAGCUACGGGACGCUGCUGAGGCCAAGAUCCAGUGAAGAAUUUUCGGCAGACAACGCAAUUCUGGUUGUGCGGAUACAAUUCCUGGCCAUUGAGAUUGCCAGGAAUCGGGAGGGCUUCAACGAUCGGUGGCGUAAACGCCCGAAUCCACAGAAAGCGUCUACCAAUUAA